AUGCCUCAGAGAUUCCUGAAGCAUUCUCCAAAUGUGCGUGUCAUCCUGGACUACACAGACAUUGCUCUAGAGGCCGCAUCAUCCCUCACUUUACAGUUCGAAACCUCCUCUGCCUACAAGAACUGCACCACUCUCAAAGGGCUGAUUGGAGUUGCCCCCAAUGGGUUGGUGACGUUUAUUUCACAGCUGUACACUGGCUGCCUCUCUGACAAAGACAUCACUAAAAUCAGUGGAAUCCUUCUGCUGCUGGAGCCAGGAGAUGAAGUAGUGGCAGAUAAGGGCUUCCUCAUUCAAGGCCUCCUUGAUGAAGUUGGAGCCAACCUCAAAAUGCCAACUUUUCGACAUCCAGAUCAGUUUAGAGAGAGCGAGACUGAGGAGACUCAAGCCAUUGCUCAUCUGAGGAUUAUUGUGGCACGAGCAUUAGCCAGAAUCAAGUGCUUCCACAUCUGGGAUUCUCCUGUGCCACUCACUUUGAUAACAUCCGUCAAUCAGAUCUGGCACAACUGUUGUGUUUUGGCCAAUUAUCGCGGCCCAUUUUGUAUUGAAGACUAA
Knipowitschia caucasica is the source of this 552-nucleotide messenger RNA. NCBI's taxonomy places the organism in Eukaryota, Metazoa, Chordata, Actinopteri, Gobiiformes, Gobiidae. The record is from the annotation of a GenBank genome assembly.